Molecule: messenger RNA, 2172 nt
Organism: Penaeus vannamei (Pacific white shrimp)
Lineage: Eukaryota; Metazoa; Arthropoda; Malacostraca; Decapoda; Penaeidae
Source: RefSeq, a predicted model, not a curated record
AUGUCCUUAAAAUUGAACCGGCCCCACAUCCUCACGCCAGCAAAGUACACAACAAUCCCUUACGACAGAAUCGCCCACAUACCCUCACAAGAGAACCGCCCACAUACCCUCACAAGAGAACCGCCCACAUACCCUCACAAGAGAACCGCCCACAUACCCUCANCCUCCCAAGAGAACCGCCCACAUACCUCACAAGAGAACCGAUCCAAAUACCCUCACAAGAGAACCGCCCACAUACCCUCCAAGGAGAACGCCCACACUACCCUCACAAGAGAAACCGCCCCAAUACCCUUCACAAGAGAACCGCCCCACAUACCCUCACACCCCACAUACCCUCACGAGAACCGCCCACAUAAUAAAUAUCACAGAGAACCGCCACAUACCCUCCAAGAGAACCGCCCACAUACCCCUCCAAAGAGAAACGCCACAUACCCUCUCAAAGAGAAACCAGAACCGCCCACAUACCCCUCCAAGAGAACGCCCAAUACCCUCACAAGAGAACCGCCACAUACCUCACAAGGAGAACCGCCCCAAGACCCUCACAAGAAGAGAAACCGCCACAAUACCCUCUCAAGAGAACCGCCCACAUACCCUCACAAGAGAACCGCCCACAUACCCUCCAAAGAGAACCGCCCACAUACCCUCACAAGAGAACCGCCCACAUACCCUCACAGAGAACCGCCCACAUACCCUCACAACCGCCCCACAUACCUCACAAGAGAACCCGCCCACAUACCCUCCAAGAGAACCGCCCACAUACUCAUACCUCCAAGAGAACCGCCACAUACCCUCACAACAGAGAACCGCACAUACCCUCCGAAGAGAUCCGCCCACAUUACCCUCACAAGAGAACCGCCCCACAUACCCUUGACCGCCCACAUACCCUCACAAGAGAACCGCCCACAUACCCUUCCAAGACAGCCGCCCACAUACCCUCAAAGGAACGCCCACAUACCUCCCCAAGAGGAACCGCCCACAUACCCUCCCAAGAGAACCCCACAUACUUCCCAAGGAGACACCGCCACAUACCCUCACAAGAAGGCAUCCGCCCACAUACCCUCAAACAAGAAACCGCCAAUACCCUCCCAAGAGAACCGCCCACAUACCCUCCCAAGAGAACCGCCCACAUACUCUCCCAAGAGAACCGCCCACAUACCCUCACAAGAGAUCCGCCCACCUCCCUCCCAGAGAAACCGCCCACAUUACCUCACAAGAGAACCCACACUACCCUCACAAGAGAACCGCCCACAUACCCCACAAGAGAACCGCCCACAUCCCUCACAAAGAACGCCCACAUACUAUCACAAGAGAACCGCCCACAUACCCUACAUACCUCAAAGAGAACCGCCCACAUACCCUCCCAAGAGAACGCCCACAUACCCACAAGAGAACCGCCCACAUACCCUCCCAAGAGAAACCGCCCACAUACCUACGCCCACAUACCUCACAAGAGAACCGCCCACAUACCUCCUCAUACCCUCACAGAACCGCCCACAUACCCUCCAAGACAGCCGCCCACAUACCCUCCCAAGAGAACCGCCCACAUACCCUCACAAGAGAACCGCCCACAUACCCUCCCAAGACCGCCCACAUACCCUCACAAGAGAACGCCCACAUACCCUCCAAGAGAACCGCCCACAUACCCUCACAAGAACCGCCCACAUACCUCCCAAGAGACCGCCCACAUACCCUCACAAGAGAACCGCCCACAUACCCCCCAAGAACCGCCCACAUACCCUCACAAGAGAACCGCCCACAUACCCUCACAAGAGAACCGAGAAGCCGCCCACAUACCCUCCCAAGAGAACCGCCCACAUACCCUCCCAAGAGAACGCCACAUACCCUCACAAGAGAACCGCCCACAUACCCUCCCAAGAGAACCGCCCACAUACCCUCCCAAGAGAACCGCCCACAUACCCUCCCAAGAGAACCGCCCACAUACCCUCACAAGAGAACCGCCCACAUACCCUCCCAAGAGAACCGCCCACAUACCCUCACAAGAGAGCCCACAUACCCCCAAGAGAACCGCCCACAUACCUCCAAGACACACAGGAGAACCGCCCACAUACCCUCACAAGAGAACCGCCCACAUACCCUCCCAAGAGAACCGAACCGCGCCACUUCGCCACGAACACCGCACUGACGUCAGAAUGCAUUCCGUGUCAUCGAUAA